Zea mays is the source of this 625-nucleotide messenger RNA. Its product is annotated as cyclin-dependent kinase B2-1-like. The record is from RefSeq and is a predicted model, not a curated record. NCBI's taxonomy places the organism in Eukaryota, Viridiplantae, Streptophyta, Magnoliopsida, Poales, Poaceae. Gene Ontology annotation, biological process: regulation of G2/M transition of mitotic cell cycle; protein phosphorylation; regulation of gene expression. The coding region runs from base 1 to 564 and encodes 187 amino acids. Gene Ontology annotation, molecular function: ATP binding; cyclin binding; cyclin-dependent protein serine/threonine kinase activity. Gene Ontology annotation, cellular component: cyclin-dependent protein kinase holoenzyme complex; cytoplasm; nucleus. The transcript has 6 exons.
AUGGACAGCAAACUUGAAGCGGAUGGAAAGAAGAUUCAGAUCCAGCUGACAGGGUUCAUGGAAAAGAACACAGUGAAGUUCAUGAAGGAGCUCUGGAGCCUUCUCCUCAGUGCGCAGCAGAAUGCCAGUGGGGUACCUCAACAGUUUCUGGAUGAAAAGGAGGCUGAGAUACAUCAGAAAAAGCUGUGCAAGGGCGUGGGUUUUGUUCACGGCCGCGGGGUGCUCCACCGUGAUCUAAAACCGCACAACCUGCUCAUGGACCGCAAGACCAUGGCGCUCAAGAUCGCUGACCUCGGACUCAGCCGUGCCAUCACGGUCCCUGUAAAGAAGUACACGCACGAGAUUCUGACGCUGUGGUACAGAGCGCCCGAGGUUCUUCUUGGCGCCACACACUACUCCACGACAGUUGACAUUUGGUACGUGGGCUGCAUAUUUGCUGAGUUGGUUACUAAUCAGCCACUUUUCCCUGGCGAUUCCGAGUUACAGCAGCUCCUCCACAUCUUCAAGUUGCCGAGCACCCCAAAUCAGGAGAUGUGGCCAGGAGUAGGCUCCAUCUUGUUCUAGACCUUUUUCUAAAUCAUAUUUUUACUCGUCCAGGCUUUAUACAUAUGUUAUUAUUGCACUA